Molecule: messenger RNA, 1305 nt
Organism: Dinoponera quadriceps
Lineage: Eukaryota; Metazoa; Arthropoda; Insecta; Hymenoptera; Formicidae
Exons: 3
Coding region: 166-513 (115 amino acids)
Source: RefSeq, a predicted model, not a curated record
ACGACCGACUCGCUCGGAGUCGGGAGUGCUCCGAACGCGCUUCCUCGUGUCGCGUCGGCUUCCUUCACUCGAUUAACCGCGGCACAAUUGGAGAGCGGGGAAUCUGCGAAAUAGCUUGCAAACAACCUGGGAAGUUUAACUCUUCGCCAACGGGAGAUCGACAACAUGAAGAUCAAUUCGACGGAAGCGUACAAUACCUCCGCACCGGAAGCGUCCCGCCUCGACGAAGAAUCGUACGAGUUGGUGCCGCUGGUGUCCGGCGUGAUUAGCGUGAUCGCUAUUAUAGUGAUUCUGUUUUGGAUAGGUAUCCAAAUAGAUCGCUUAUACCAACAGCAGGAGCACCUCCUUCCCCGCUCGACAAGGAGGAAGCAAAGGAAAUUGAAGUGGGCAAUGUCACUACCGGGACAGGCGAGAGGAAAGAGCCGAAAGGAAGACUCGAAAGCCCUGGCCUCGGACAUGUGCCCCAAUGGUGCCAGUGAUACCGGAUUCAAAACGAUAUGCGACACGGUUUGAUGUUCGAUCAGGUCGCGACUCGUUCUUCGCGGGGACUUCACGAGAGGUUUGAGAAGUACGAGUUUCCAUCGUGACACUUGGUGCAGUAGCUGGAAAAUUAAUGAUACAUGUAGUACAUGAGACAUUAUAGCGUGGGAAAAAGUGAGAUAUUUUUUUUUUUUAGAGUGGCAUUGACUUUGCUAUCGAAUGUGACUGAUAGGAAUGAUGAUAGUCAUCCGUUAGAAUAUCGUGUGACUAAUAACAUUCCCGGGCGGCACAAAAUUCCAAAAGAUCCUAACAUCCUUUAGACGCUUAUUUUGCGCGUCUUUACGAUGUCUUUCGGACAUUUGCGCUGUGAUCUGGGAUUGCUGGUGCUCAGCAACGAUUCUUGAUGUACAUUACAAGCGUCAUGUAUGUCUUAACAAUGCAACUAGCGUCACUUGUACGAUUUCCAGCCUUGCGCCAAAAAGGGGAAAUCGUAGGAAACUAUAGGAAAUUGUAUUUACAUUGGUCUACGCUCGAUAGAGCACCGAUUAAAUGAUUCUUCUAAUAAUGUUAAGGCAUACGUGGCUCUCGUAUAAAUUUUAUAAUACGUAUGCAUAGAGGCUACUAGCGUUACGUGCGCUCGUACAGCGUGUGUCUUUCGACCGGACACUGCGAAGGAAGGAUCGGAAUGCGCUUAAAAUGCUUCUCAGUCGCAUUUUGCGCAGACACGCCUAAUAUUUCUCGAAGAUAUCGUGUGAUUGAGUGAUAUGCACUUGUAUAUAUAAAUAUUUUGUACAUAAAUAUUCUAAAUAUAUGUAUGUAAAUUGA